Molecule: messenger RNA, 2298 nt
Organism: Triticum turgidum subsp. durum (durum wheat)
Lineage: Eukaryota; Viridiplantae; Streptophyta; Magnoliopsida; Poales; Poaceae
Source: the annotation of a GenBank genome assembly
AUGGCGUUCCUCUUCGGCGCCCUGCUGGGGCUGGUGCUCGGCGUCGGCGUCGUCAUGGCGUUCGCGCGCAUCGAGAAUUCCCGCGCCGAGCAGCGCCGCCAGCUGGUGCUCGAAAUUAGGAAAUGUUGGGUUAGGACGCUGCUGAUUGGAAAUCAAUUGCUAGUAUUCAUGUUGGGCGCCUCUGUGCGCUCCGCUGCGAGCCGCACAAGCUCCGUGAUGGCCGACGCACAGGUUGUAGCCGUUGUCGGCGACCGCAGCAGCGCCCUCCGACGCGCCGGGCAGCACGUUGGGAGAGGUGGUGGCCUGGUGGGGUACAGGGCAUCUGCCAGCAGUCGUCAGCAGCAUGAUGCGCAUGCACAAGCUGCUACAGUUUCAUCUUUCUCAAAAUUGUCUGUUCAAGAUCUGAAGACACUUAUUCCUACUGAGGCCUAUCCAUCGUGGCUUAAAUGGCUGAAUCAAGAAUUGGUGAAAAUCUGGCCAUUUGUCAAUGAGGCUGCAUCGGAACUGAUAAAAUCUUCUGUGGAGCCUGUAUUCGAGCAGUACAAGUCAUUCAUUUUGGCCUCCAUCCAUUUCUCAAAGUUGACACUUGGUACUGUUGCUCCUCAGUUUACAGUUGGAAAACUCAACUGUGUCAUAAGGAUGGCAUCUCUAAAAAGUACGUUGCUUUGUGGUGUUCACGUUGGUGGCCAGCAAAACUUUUCAGGAGUUCAAAUUCUGGAUAGCGACAGUGCUGGUAUUACUAUGGAGCUUGAUAUGCAGUGGGAUGGUAAUCCCAAUAUAGUACUUGACAUUCAAACAACUCUGGGAAUUUCACUUCCUGUACAGGUGAAAAAUAUUGGAUUCACAGGCACACUACGGCUACUCUUUAAGCCUCUGGUAGCCGAACUCCCAUGCUUUGGAGCUGUUUGCGUUUCUUUGAGAGAGAAGAGCAAGGUGGAUUUUACCCUCAAAGUUGUUGGUGGCGAAAUGACAGCAAUUCCUGGAAUUUCUGAUGCAAUUGAGGAAACAAUUCAGGGAACAAUACGUGAUACCAUCGAGGACACACUGACAUGGCCUAAUCGCAUAAUUGUCCCCAUUGUGCCAGGAGAUUAUAGUAGUGAUAAUAGGCCUGCUAUUUUCAGUGAUCUGGAGCUAAAACCUGUUGGAUUAUUAGAAGUAAAACUUGUGGAAGCUAGGGAUUUGAAGAACAAGGACCUCGUUGGGAAGUCUGACCCUUUUGCUGUGCUAUACAUACGUCCACUGAGUGCAAAAACGAAGAAAAGCAAAACAAUAAACAAUGAUUUGAACCCCAUCUGGAAUGAACACUAUGAAUUUGUGGUGGAGGACUCAUCUACCCAGCACCUGACUGUGAAAAUUUACGACGACGAAGGGCUCCAGCCGUCAGAGAUUAUUGGCUGCGCUCGAGUAGACUUAUCGGAUGUUACGCCUGGAAAGGUCAAGGAUGUUUGGUUGGAACUUGUGAAAGACCUGGAAAUUCAGCGUGAUAAGAAACCUCGUGGUCAGUAUACACUUCGUCAACGUGUAUGUGUAGCGAUGGCAGUGUGUGAUGUUUGCUCAAAAAUGCCAUUAGACAUCGUUAUUGUGAGGUCAAACUCGUUGACCAUGUUAUAUGACAAAAAUUCCCCUAUACCCACAUGUCAGCUCUCUCUAUCUCACAAUGAUAAGUGUGGACCCCACUUGUCAGGAGAGUGUAGAUAUACACUUACAAUUUUUGUCAACUUUAUUUCCUUAAUGCCUAAACUGGCAGGAAAGGUCCACCUAGAGCUCCUGUACUACCCUUUUGAGAAACAAGAAGGGGUUUCCAAUCCUUUUGCUGGUCAGAUCCAGUUAACUUCUUUGGAAAAGGUCCUCAAGACGGAAUCUAAUGGAUAUGAUGUCAACCAGAGGAAAAAUGUUAUUACGAGAGGAGUCCUUUCAGUAACUGUUAUAUCUGCAGAGGACAUACCAGCAAUGGAUGUGAUGGGGAAGGCUGACCCGUUUGUCGUCCUGUACCUGAAGAAGGGGGAAACCAAAAAGAAGACUAGGGUUGUGACUGAGACGUUAAAUCCGAUAUGGAAUCAGACAUUUGAUUUUGUAGUAGAAGAUGCCCUGCAUGAUUUGCUCAUUGUGGAAGUAUGGGACCAUGAUACAUUUGGAAAGGAUUACAUAGGGAGAUGCAUCUUGACACUUACCAGGGCGAUACUCGAAGGCGAGUUCCAAGAUACAUAUGUGCUGCAAGGUGCUAAAUCUGGAAAGCUGAACCUGCACUUCAGGUGGACGGCACAGCCAAUCUACCGUGAUCGUGACAGGGACCAGUGA